AUGAGAUCAACAAACGUCGUUGUUAGUAAUCCUUCAUCGCUUUUGAAUGUUGCACAUUCUGGAACUGGCACCGUAAUACUCGAACUUCAGCACGACUCUAAUAUUAAUGUUGCCAUAUCGGGUACAGGUCAACUCAUUUUAUCUGGUCGAGUUCGAGGGAAUGGACGAUUGAGUAUCUCAGGCACUGCGCAUUUGGAUGCACUCACAUGUCCAAUGAAAAUUGUGACUGUUGAAAUGUCUGGAACUGGAUUAGCUAGGGUUUAUGGUAUAGAAGGAGUUCAUGUUACCAUGAGCGGAGUUGGUACCAUUUGUUAUCGAGGACCUUUGCUCAGUCAAGUAAUAAAUGGUCUUGGUUCGAUCAGAGAGUGUAUUCUUGAACAGACGUCUGAAAAACCGCCAUAUUCAUCAUCGCAAAGUAAUAUGGAAUUUUCCAAAAGUGAUAUGAAACAAUUUAACAACGAAAACAUAAAAAAAUUAGAAUGUAAAUUUAAACAACAAACAUUAUCAAUAACAACUAUUGAAGAUUUUUCUAAUGAAUUAUUUUUUCAAAUAUUUGAUUAUUUAGAUGGUUGUGAAAUAUAUUAUGGAUUUAUGAAUCUUAAUAAACGUUUUCAAGAAUUACUUAAUUCUUCAUUACUUUUAUUUAAAAUUAAUUUCGAUAAUAAAUUCUUUAUGAAUAUUUGUAAACAAAUAAUGACAUUGAAUAAACAUCAAAUAUUUUCUAUUAAUUCUUGUAAACCAUUAUCAAUGAAUAGAUUUUUUUCAUCAUUUUCAUUUGAUUCAUCCUUUAAACAACUUGAAUCACUUGUUCUUUAUGAAUCUCAAUCAAAUAUAUUAAUUCCAUUUCUCAAUAAUUUAUCUUAUUUACCACGUUUAUUUUCAUUAACUCUUUAUUUAUUAGAAGGUUUAACAAAUCUAGUUGAUAUUUAUAAAAUUAUUUUAAAAUUAUCAAUGUUAAAAUAUUUAGUUAUAAUAACGAAGGAUUCAAAUUUAUUAAAUUCAUUAUCUAUUAAUAUAGAUCAACAAUUUAAUAAUAUUACACAUCUUUAUAUUAAAAAUCAUUGUAGUUUUAAUGAUAUUUUAAUUUUAAUGUCAUAUACACCUCAACUUCAUCAUAUAUGUUAUUCAAAUAUGAAUUGUAUUACUACAAAUAUUAAAAAUAUAUCUCCAAUUAAAUUAUCAAAAUUAAAACGUUUUUUUCUCUGUAUAAAUGGUAUAAAAUUUGAUACAUUUGAAAUAUUUCUUAGUAAAAUUGAUUCAAAAAUAGAAAUUUUAUCUUUUACUACUCGAUAUGAAGAUAUGACUUAUCUUGAUGCUAAUCGAUGGCAAAGUCUUAUUUUAAAUAAAUUAUCUUAUUUAAAAAUAUUUGAUUUAAACUAUUAUGUAAGUUUUCAAAAUGGUUUUGAAAAUCGACUUUAUCAUGGUAAAUCAAAUCAGUUUUCUUCAUCAUUUUGGAUUGAACGAAAAUGGAUAUGUGAAAUUCGAAAAGAAUAUGGAGGUAUUAUGUACUUAAUUUAUCCAUAUAAAACAAGAUGGGAUGAACUUAUUCUUGAUGAGACUGUCAAUUUUUCUCCAGUCAUGACUAAAUCAACUCAAUUAAUUUUGAAUGAUAUAUGUGCAAAACAAUGGCGAAAUAUUAUUCAUGUAACUAUUCGACAUGCUUUAGCUCUAGCAGAAAUUUAUCAUUUAACUAUUUCUGUAAAAAAAGUAUUUUUUGGUAUAUUAAUUCCAAUAUUAAAUUCUUUACCAAAACUUUGUUCAUUAAAACUUCAUUCUUUAUCAUUUGGUGAUCCAGAAGGAAUGAAUCCAAAAGAUUAUAAAUUUUUUUUUUCAAUGAAACCUAAAAGUAAAAUAACAAAAGUCUAUCUUGAAAGGAUGGAUACAGAUGUUGAUUGCAUAAAAGGUAAAAUUAAUGAAGUACCUUCUCAACAAAUUUGUUUCGAAUAA
This is a messenger RNA of Rotaria sordida, 1947 nucleotides long. The record is from the annotation of a GenBank genome assembly. NCBI's taxonomy places the organism in Eukaryota, Metazoa, Rotifera, Eurotatoria, Philodinida, Philodinidae.